Messenger RNA from Arctia plantaginis, 1461 nucleotides. NCBI's taxonomy places the organism in Eukaryota, Metazoa, Arthropoda, Insecta, Lepidoptera, Erebidae. The record is from the annotation of a GenBank genome assembly.
AUGGCAACGCACAUAAAAUAUACGAAGCUGUUCAUCGACAACGAGUGGGUGGAUUCGCAAAGUGGUAAAACGUUCGACACUUACUGUCCUCACGAUGGGUCCGUCAUUGCCACCGUUGCUGAAGGAGAUAAGGCCGACGUAGAUUUAGCAGUGAGUGCAGCUAAACGUGCAUUUCAACGCAACUCAGAAUGGCGUUUGAUGGAUGCCUCCGAACGGGGAAGGAUCUUGACUAAGUUUGGCGAUCUAGUAAAGAGAGACAUUCAGUAUAUUUCAGAACUGGAGUCUCUAAACAAUGGCAUGGUACUAAGUAUGGCGAAUAAAUUCAUUGGAAGAUGCCCCACAAAUAUUUAUUACAUUGCCAGCUUAGCUGACAAAAUCCAGGGAUCCACUAUUCCUGCUGAUGGUGAAGUAUUUUCAUACACAUUAAAACAACCAGUUGGUGUUUGUGGACUGAUUUUGCCAUGGAAUGUGCCUGUUUUAAUGUUCGUCAAUAAAAUCACCACAGCCUUGGCAGCGGGUUGUACAGUAGUUGUGAAACCAGCGGAGCAGACACCACUAACUGCUCUCUAUCUGGCUGCGUUGUUGGUAGAAGCAGGUUUGCCUAAAGGUGUCAUCAAUGUUAUAAAUGGCUACGGUGAGACAGCUGGUGUAGCCAUUACACACCACCCUGAUGUUGCUAAAAUAUCUUUUACUGGAUCUGCUGAAGUUGGUAAGCUAAUUCAACAGGCAGCUGGUGUGAAUAACCUCAAACGAGUCACACUUGAACUUGGUGGCAAAAGUCCUCUUGUCAUUAUGGAUGACGCAGACUUGGAUUUAGCAGUACCAGCAGCUGCCCAGGGCGUAUUUUCUCUCCAAGGUCAAAUGUGCAUUGCUGCAUCGAGAUUAUAUGUUCAUUCCAAGAUCUAUGACAAAUUUGUUAAAGCAGCAAUUCAGUACGCUAAAAAUAUCAAGAUAGGUGACCCCAAGGAUCCUGCAACUCAACAUGGACCGCAGGUAGAUUCUGAAAUGAUGACAAAGGUGUUGAGCUAUAUACAGAAAGGAAAAGAAGAGGGCGCAAAGCUGGUCCUCGGUGGUAAUCGCAUUGGCACAAAGGGAUUUUAUGUAGAACCAACUAUUUUCAUUGAUGUUAAGGAUGACAUGGCUAUUGCUAAAGACGAGAUAUUUGGUCCAGUCCAGAGUAUACUAAAGUUCGACACUUUAGAGGAGGUUAUCGACCGCGCUAAUGCAACUGUCCAUGGCCUCGCUGCGGGUAUCUUCACUACUAACAUUAACAACGCAUUGCAAUUCAGCAAGCACGUCGAAGCUGGCAUCGUCUGGAUCAACACAUAUCUGGCAUUCUCACCCCAGAUCCCGUUCGGAGGCUUUAAGGACUCGGGCAUAGGUCGUGAGAGUGGUUUUGAAUGCAUCGAUGCUUAUUUGGAAGUCAAAUCUGUCGUUACCUCUCUAGCGAAGAAAAUAUAA